This is a messenger RNA of Loa loa (African eye worm), 720 nucleotides long. RefSeq lists its product as hypothetical. Gene Ontology annotation, biological process: cell volume homeostasis; chloride ion homeostasis; potassium ion homeostasis. The transcript has 5 exons. Gene Ontology annotation, molecular function: potassium:chloride symporter activity. The record is from RefSeq and is a predicted model, not a curated record. The coding region runs from base 59 to 694 and encodes 211 amino acids. NCBI's taxonomy places the organism in Eukaryota, Metazoa, Nematoda, Chromadorea, Rhabditida, Onchocercidae. Gene Ontology annotation, cellular component: membrane.
UAUAGCAUUCAUUUUUAUAUUAAUUGAUGAUUUAAAUCAAUUAGCAAUUCUCUCAACAAUGCCAUUUUUAAUAACUUAUGCUUUUGUUAAUUAUUCCUAUGUUUCAUUGGCGAUGAGUUAUGAUCUUCAAUUUAUCAACAAAUUCAAUGCUACGACAAAAUAUGGCAGUAUGGGACAUUUAAAAGAUGCAACAAAUAAUGGUGAAGAUGAUUCGGCUGAUUUGGGAAAAUUAUUUUCGGGAAAAAAUUUGCAUGAUUUGCCAAAUGAAGAAGUAAGUUCCAGUUCCAUAAUUGGUCAACCGCAUACAUGGUAUUCAAUUUUCAGUAAUCGCUACAUAUCAUUUAUUGGAGCUAUUGUAAAUAUCCUUAUAAUAUUACUUAUAAAUUUCUGGUAUGCAUUGCUACAUUUGCUAGCAUUAGCUGCUUUAUAUUAUUACAUUGGACGGGUGUGCCCAUCUGUUUCACCUGGUAUCAGUCAAUUCUCACUUAUGCAUAUGUUCAAAACUGUAUUUUCAAGUGUUGGAGCAAUUAACACGGCAGGUAAUGCCCAAGUAAUUGCUGUAAAAAAUAUUACCAAUAAUCCGGAAAUUGAAACCACUACUACAGUUUUGAAUGAGGAAAAUCCGGAUUAUUCAAGCCGGAAACGUUAUCACUAUACCGAACAAACAGAAGCAGUGAUAAGUGAUCUACGUUAAAUGUUAAAAUCAUUCUGUCAAAUGCA